Knipowitschia caucasica is the source of this 849-nucleotide messenger RNA. The record is from the annotation of a GenBank genome assembly. NCBI's taxonomy places the organism in Eukaryota, Metazoa, Chordata, Actinopteri, Gobiiformes, Gobiidae.
AUGCGGUCUCUGUAUCGGACCGUUGUGGUGAAGAGGGAGCUGAGCCGAAAGGCAAAGCUCUCGAUUUACCGGGACCUCUCCUACAUUAAGAUCAUAGACGUCGGCCAGCGUUACCUGGUGAACCGUGUGUUGGACCACAUCCAGAGCAGGAUCGUGUACUACCUCAUGAACAUUCACAUCACUCCGAGAUCUAUUUAUCUGUGUCGUCAUGGUGAGAGUGAGCUCAACGUCAAGGGCUGCAUCGGAGGAGACUCAGGUCUCACUGUCAGAGGCAAAGAGUUUGCAAAGAAGCUGAGCCACUUCAUCCAGGCCCAGGGAAUCAGCGACCUGAAGGUUUGGACCAGUCAGAUGAAGAGGACGAUCCAGACUGCAGAGGCGCUGAAUGUCCCCUACGAACAGUGGAAAGUCCUAAAUGAAAUUGAUGCAGGUGUUUGUGAGGAGUUGAUGUACGAGGAAAUCCAGGAGAACUACCCUCUGGAGUUUGCUUUGAGAGACCAGGACAAGUAUCGCUAUCGCUACCCAAAGGGAGAGUCGUAUGAGGACCUGGUGCAGCGGUUGGAGCCGGUCAUCAUGGAGCUGGAGCGGCAGGAGAAUGUUCUGGUCGUCUGCCACCAGGCCGUGCUGCGCUGCCUGUUGGCCUACUUCCUGGACAAGCCUGCAGAAGAACUGCCGUACCUCAAGUGCCCGUUACAUACUGUGCUCAAGCUGACUCCUGUGGCCUAUGGUUGUAAAGUUGAGUCUAUCUCCUUAAACGUGGAGGCUGUGGACACACAUCGGGAAAAGCCAGAGAAUGUGAACAUCCACCGAACAACGAAGGACGCACUGCAGACUGUCCCUCCUCACUUCUGA